CAUGACCUUUGACUCGGCUGACCAUGCUCUGGCUUGGGCAAGUCAUCCGUCCAUCCAAGAGAGCCUGCCCAGACUGGUUAUUGUUCGUGACUCCUUCAAGCGGUCCGAUCUUGCUCCUCUUCCUGCUCGGGAUAUGGAUGAUGUCCGUGCUGCAGCGAGCAUGAUGGCCGACGCGGAGCUGGCCUACGAUCCGAACUCGCUCACGCCUGAUCACCUCGUCAAUGGCCUCGACUACAAGGAGCUCGUCAACUCGGGCCGGAAGCCGGUCAUCUCUCGCACCGAUCAGCGUCUGAUCAAUAUCGUGGACGGAAGCUCUCUCACGCUCAAGAUGGAUCUCGAUGUCACCAACCUCGCCCUCGGUCCGCUGCCCAUCCGCGGCAUCUCGGUCCUCGACUCGGAGGCCUUGCUCAACGCCGCCACUCCCGUCUGGGUCUACUGCAACCAGUCGCAGCGGAUCAUGCUUGACGUCCCGCACGUCGUCGGCCUCUCCAAGAGCUGCUUCUUUGACGAUGACGUAGUCUCGCUUGUUGCAGUCCUCGGCCCCGCGGCCGGCUCCGCAGCAAGCUGGUUGAGUUCCAGCGGGCGCUCCGUGCUAGCAUCAGCGCAAGUCGGCGUGGCGCCUGGUUCUCGCCGUUCAUCACCGAUCCUACCGAUCCGCUUGGCCCUGUGGUGAUCGCCGAUGACGACGACGACGAGCUCAUCCUCGUCCCACCGUCAAUCGUCCUCGGCACAGACGUCAGCUUUGCUUUCACCAAGUCCCCGGCCAUUCCCGAGUGUAUUGCCGUCAACUGGGCCGACGUCGCCUCGCACAAUAUGGCUACCUGCCUCAACGCUACCAUCGCCGUGCUCCUCGCCUCGGUCCUUGCUGGCCUGUCGGUUGCCCGUGCCAUGGGCUAGCACGCCACUCACUUACCACUUGUCUUUCGCAUCGACACCGCGUCUCUAACCCUCCAUCCACCCCACAUGCCGCGCGCACUCUGCCCGCACUGCGGCGCGUCCGCCUUUAUUGCUGCCGAC
Molecule: messenger RNA, 1017 nt
Organism: Thecamonas trahens ATCC 50062
Lineage: Eukaryota; Apusomonadida; Apusomonadidae
Exons: 1
Source: RefSeq, a predicted model, not a curated record